AUGAUGGAUAAAAUACGAUUCAAAGUCUUACUCGAUCGACCAUUUUAUCAACCUGGACAGACUAUUCAAGGUCAUGUCAUAAUCGAACCACACCAACAGCUGGAAAUUGACUGUGUAGAAGGAAGGAUUCUUGGAGAAGUUCAGUAUUUUCAGCCGAAUCAGAAAAAUGGAUUUUCGACUACAUCUCCUCCACCGAAAACUAGAGUUAUCAUAGACGAAAGAGCCCAAUUAUGGAAAUAUCAAACUGUCAGUGAAAUGCUGGGCUUGGAUGUUUUUUAUGAUGAGAACCAUAAUAGCCAAUUCGAUAAACCAUCUUCAUCCACUUUCACGACAUCUGCUACAUUUCCAAUUCAAAUUGAUCUACCUCAUUUUGCACCGCCCAGUUUUUAUUGUCCAGGUUCUCCGGUUACUGUUAGAUUCACUUUAGAGAUUCAACUUUACAAUCAAGGAUUCAAACUGGCUUCACACGAAGAAAAUCUAGUUGUAUUGAAUUAUGAAUCCAUCAAACGACAAGUGACUCCAAAACCAAUCAGUCAUCAGAAGACGUUCCAUUUCUCAAAGGAAAGAUCCAUCUCAUUGGAAAUGCUUCUUCCAACUGACGUCUUCACAACUACUGCCAGAAUAGACACUUGCAUUACUGUUUGCAACAAGUUUGUUGUUUUCUUUUUUAGUAUCAUUGAGAAUCAGUUCCAGAUGGAAGCAAUCAUUGAAAUAUCAUUGAAUACUAAUAAUGAAGUGAUUGAGACGGUCAAAAUCGAUACUACAGGAGUCGGACUACAAACUGGAAAAACAAAGAUUGCAGUCGGAGAGACUUAUUCGUUCCGUCCGAUGUUCAAUAUUCCAGCUCUUCCUCCAAAUAUUCAUGUGAAUGGAAUGUUCAAAACUGAGUAUUCUUUGAAAAUCACACUUGGAAGAGCUCAUAAUUUUGUAUUGGCUUCUUAUGAAAUUCCCAUUACAAUUGUGACAAUGGAUCAGAGCUCCAGAAAAUCUUUGCAGAAGGACGACAUUCUCGUCGACAUUUCCGCCUCUGAUAAUACUUCAAAUAAACUACCGGUUGAUCUUCUUGUUUGA
Molecule: messenger RNA, 1071 nt
Organism: Caenorhabditis briggsae
Lineage: Eukaryota; Metazoa; Nematoda; Chromadorea; Rhabditida; Rhabditidae
Gene: Cbr-ttm-2
Product: Protein CBR-TTM-2
Exons: 7
Coding region: 1-1071 (356 amino acids)
Biological process (GO): protein transport
Cellular component (GO): cytoplasm
Source: RefSeq, a predicted model, not a curated record